AGCGGCCUGCCGUGUGUGUGUGUCUGUUUUUGUUGGUCACUUUAAUUCGCCACAUACACACACUAUCAAACAGAAAGAGGAAAAAAAUUGCGUUAAUCCUGCAACGUUUCUGUUGUUUUCUUCCCACAUCCUUUCAUCCAGCAGCUUCCAGAGAUUUUUCCCUUUGGUUUAAUAAUAGCGAAGGUCGUAAUUUUUCAUAGCCAGAGGGAACUUAUAGAGAAAGAUAUCAAGAAAGUGGUCCGGGAAUGAGUUUUCCGAGGCGAAACUGGACCUGGAAACCGUCGCCGAGGACUAGCGAUCUUUCCUAGGAUGAGUCUGCGUCGGAGUCAAAGGUCAAACCGCGGGCUAGCAUGAGCGAGAGUGCAAGGGAGACACACAGACAGACAGACAGAGAGAGGGAGACGAGACGAGUGGAGCUCCCAUAUGUGCCAACAACAAUUGCUACAAAACUAUUAACAUUUCACGCUUGAGGGAGCGAUAAAAGUCUGAUACGGUUGAUAACAAAGUAAACUAGCAACAGCACAGCAACAUCAACGUUUUACACACAAGACGACGAGUCACAUCAACAUAUCUUUACUAAAUCAACAAAUAAACAGGGUACUAAUAUGAACGCUCCGCACUAGCACAUAACAUUAGUUUCCACCACAACAGAGGAUAAUCAACCCCCAAAACCGCCAAAAUCCGCAGUUAACCAAGGACUAUAGCACGGCCACAAACGAUAGUUAACACAGAUCGAAGGAAUCAUGACCUUCUCGACCUUCACACGCAAAAUGCGCGGGCGCAUGCGCUCCAACACCUGCCGCAUCGUCCUGCUCACCUCGCUCGUCUGGGUGAUCUUCGAUUUCGUGCUCAUUGCCCGCUACUCGGACUGCAUCGGCAAGGAUGGCUGGCGCUGCAAGCGUUCCGGCGAGUACGACGUGGAGCUGCCCAAUGCCGAGCGUCUGGUGGACGACAAUCAGCUGGUGGACGACAAUGAGAUAAAUACGGAGAAGUCCCUCGAUGGCGAAUCGGGUGGUGCUCUGAUCAUGGGCCAAGGCUUUGCCUCGGGCGGCAUCUCGAUGACCUAUCCUAGCGUGGUGCUUAAGAAGUGGUUCCUGGCGCCAAGCGUGCAGGAAGCCAAGGGCAAGCCGGGCGAGAUGGGCAAGCCGGUUAAGAUACCCGCCGACAUGAAGGAUCUCAUGAAGGAGAAGUUCAAGGAGAACCAGUUCAAUCUGCUGGCCAGUGACAUGAUUUCGUUGAAUCGCUCGCUGACUGAUGUGCGACACGAAGGUUGCCGCCGCAAGCACUAUGCCUCCAAGCUGCCCACCACUUCCAUUGUGAUAGUUUUCCAUAACGAGGCCUGGACAACCCUGCUGCGAACAGUCUGGAGUGUUAUUAAUCGCUCGCCGCGCGCCCUCCUCAAGGAGAUUAUCCUGGUGGACGAUGCCAGCGAACGGGACUUCCUGGGCAAGCAGUUGGAGGAGUAUGUGGCCAAAUUGCCGGUUAAGACAUUUGUGCUGCGUACAGAGAAGCGUUCAGGACUGAUCCGCGCCCGUCUCCUGGGUGCCGAGCAUGUGAGCGGUGAGGUCAUCACCUUCCUGGACGCCCAUUGUGAGUGCACGGAAGGCUGGCUCGAGCCUCUGCUGGCGCGGAUUGUGCAGAAUCGUCGAACGGUUGUGUGCCCGAUUAUUGAUGUGAUUUCCGAUGAGACAUUCGAGUACAUAACGGCCUCGGAUUCCACGUGGGGCGGCUUUAACUGGAAGCUCAACUUCCGCUGGUACCGAGUGCCAUCGCGGGAAAUGGCGCGCCGGAAUAACGAUAGGACCGCUCCGCUGCGAACUCCAACCAUGGCCGGUGGGCUGUUCUCCAUCGAUAAGGAUUACUUCUAUGAGAUUGGCUCCUACGACGAGGGCAUGGACAUUUGGGGCGGCGAGAAUCUGGAGAUGUCGUUCCGUAUUUGGCAGUGCGGCGGCAUUUUAGAAAUAAUACCCUGCUCCCACGUGGGCCACGUGUUCCGUGACAAAUCGCCGUACACCUUCCCCGGCGGCGUGGCCAAAAUUGUGCUGCACAAUGCGGCCCGGGUGGCCGAAGUUUGGCUGGACGAGUGGCGUGAUUUCUAUUAUUCGAUGAGCACAGGAGCUCGAAAGGCAUCGGCUGGCGAUGUGAGCGAUCGUAAAGCUCUGCGAGAUCGCCUCAAAUGCAAGAGCUUCCGCUGGUAUCUGGAGAACGUUUAUCCCGAGAGCUUAAUGCCCUUGGAUUACUACUAUCUAGGAGAGAUUCGAAAUGCGGAAACGGAAACCUGCCUGGACACGAUGGGCAGGAAGUACAACGAGAAGGUGGGCAUUAGCUAUUGCCACGGCCUGGGCGGCAAUCAGGUGUUCGCCUACACCAAGCGCCAGCAAAUCAUGUCCGACGAUCUGUGCCUGGACGCAUCCAGCUCCAAUGGGCCGGUCAACAUGGUGCGGUGCCACAACAUGGGCGGCAAUCAGGAGUGGGUCUACGAUGCGGAGGAGAAGUGGAUUCGGCACACGAACACGGGUCAGUGCUUACAGCGUGCCACGCGGGACGAUGCCAAUACGCCGCUGCUGCGUCCCUGCAGCUACGGAAAGGGCCAGCAGUGGCUGAUGGAGUCCAAGUUCAAGUGGCAGGCUCACUAGCUGGAUGGCAACGUCGCCGGAACGGCCGUCUACAACUAAAGACAACUCAACUCAACAGAUCCUACUAACUAUACUGAGAACUUCCAAUUUAUGUUUAAUCCUAGCCGGCUCCUGUUUUCGACGUUUAUGUAUCCUAAGUUCAAGCGGAUCUAAUAUCCCUCUCUCUCUAUCUUUGUGUGCGUGAAUGUGUGUAGGCGGCCGGAGGAGUCCUUCGGCAGCAGGAUGUCUUCCCAAAAUCUUGAUGCGCGUGUGUGAAUGCGUGAGAGUCAGUGCUACAAUUCAGAUAUACAUAUGUAUAUAUAUAUCUGUUUACAUGAUGUGCAUGUAUAUGUGUUUAUAUAGGCAGGCAGUUCUACGAUUUACCUAGGUAUACUAUAUAAUUGUAAUGUAUAUUUACAUUAGCUUCGACCAAGUACCAAUAAAUUGGCAUUUAACUGACGUUUUGUGCUUCACAGAAUAUAAUUUUAAAGUACAUAAAUUGAGCCCCGCAAUUGCAGGCCAAGCAAUUGCCACAAGUGUGUCAUAGCAGAGCAUAAUGUAAUCCAAAUACUAAAACGAAAAGGUUCUAAUCCCCCCCUUUUCGCCGGAACCCAAGCACACGACAUUCCUAGCUAGAAUUUUACUUGAUUUGAUUUUACUUUAAGUCACUUUAUGGGUUGUCCCUUGCGCGCACCUAUCAAAAAUAUCAGAGAAUCUGUUGCUUUGUACCAAAAUAACGCGCUAUUCAUAUCACAAAUGGAAAUUACACGAAAAUGCUUCUAAAAACCAUAAUCAUUAUACAAUGAAAAUAUGAUAAAAAGGAAAAAAAAUCUGUCAAAAUUGCACGCAUAUCAUAAAUACAGUGUAAAAAUAUUUAUAAGCUACAUUCAAACGAGAACUAAACAAAAACAUUGUAAAUAUUAUUAAUGUAGCUAUUAAAAAUAUACAUUUAAAUAUAACAUCUAUGUAGUACCUAUAUGACAUAUGCAAAGCAAGCAAAACUGUACUAUAAAUUGCAUUUAGUUCUAGGCUUAACGUUAAGUUCUAAAUUAAAUUUAGAUUUAGUCAACGUUUUGCCGAACAUCAACAAUAGCUCUCGACUAAGUAUUGCUCAAAAUUUAGGAACUCACUCUCUCAGCUAUUGUGUAAAUAUUUCGAAAAGUAUUUAAUCAAAAGUACGAUAACCUGACUACGAGCGAAAUUCCACAGACGAUCCUUGAAAGCAGCAAACCGAUAAGACAGACGCAGGCCAAGUAAAACUUUUUAGCUAAAUUUAUUUUUAAAAUCGAUUAUGUGUGGCGAGAACCCAUAGUUAUAGAGAAACGACGAUAUAUACACAUACGGCAAAAUAGGAACUAUUUUAACUGGUGACGGUGCAAUUUUUAAUUAACAUUUAAAGUGAAAAAGGAACACGAUCCAACGAAGCAACACAGACAGGCAGGUUCACCGAUCCACAACAACCGAAAACAAUCCUAUAACUUGUCCUUACAAAUGUCGUGCGAGACAGUUAGAUAUGGCCUACACUAAAACUAUAUCAUAGCUGCCUCUAUGUUUUAUAUUGUUGAUUUGUAUAUUUAGCUAAAUAUAGGUUUCCCAUUACUCAAUUGUAAAACCUCUCAGAAUACAAAUCGAACGGAUAAUAGAAUAACGGAAAACUGAAUUGUAAGCCAA
This is a messenger RNA of Drosophila sechellia, 4286 nucleotides long. It is a transcript of the gene Pgant5, whose product is annotated as polypeptide N-acetylgalactosaminyltransferase 5. The transcript is spliced from 9 exons. Gene Ontology annotation, molecular function: polypeptide N-acetylgalactosaminyltransferase activity. Gene Ontology annotation, cellular component: Golgi apparatus. Gene Ontology annotation, biological process: protein O-linked glycosylation. Lineage: Eukaryota; Metazoa; Arthropoda; Insecta; Diptera; Drosophilidae. The coding region runs from base 744 to 2636 and encodes 630 amino acids. The record is from RefSeq and is a predicted model, not a curated record.